This is a messenger RNA of Dichotomopilus funicola, 2235 nucleotides long. RefSeq lists its product as uncharacterized. The record is from RefSeq and is a predicted model, not a curated record. Gene Ontology annotation, molecular function: metal ion binding; RNA binding. Gene Ontology annotation, cellular component: nucleus. The coding region runs from base 1 to 2235 and encodes 744 amino acids. Gene Ontology annotation, biological process: negative regulation of DNA-templated transcription. NCBI's taxonomy places the organism in Eukaryota, Fungi, Ascomycota, Sordariomycetes, Sordariales, Chaetomiaceae. The transcript is spliced from 3 exons.
AUGGUUUCCGACGAGACGUUCGAAAUCUGCCUCCCAGUGCUGCGGGACCCGGAUAUCGACGAUGAGGAUAAGACGGAUAAACUGGAGGAGCUCCUCCGGGAGAAGACGAGCCUGACCGGGCAGGCACUGGAAAAUGCAAUAUUAGACGCACUAUGGAGAUAUCGAGAAGGAGGAGGGAGCGCAACGUCCCCGCCGCCAAUACGGCAGACCAUCCUGCGACGGCCGUCCCCGGCGUCCUGGCGCGGUUCGGGCACGCCGCUCUCGAGCUCGCCUCGGUUGGGCGUCAGCCCACUUGCCCCGCCGGGGUUCGUGCCAAACCCUUUUAGUCGGACGAUAUCGUCGACGGCGUCCCCGUUUGGCUCGCCGCGGCCGUCCCCUCGGCUGGCGUUUGCGGCCCCCGUACCGCACAGCCCGAACCUGAAUGCGUACCAGUUUGCCCACGACGACACGCCGUCGCAAGAGGUGUUUGGCGAGUACCAGUCGGACAAUGUAGACUGGCUCGUGAGCGACGAUGCUAUUAGUGUGACGUCCUCGGUGGGCGGGUCCAGCGGGCUGAAUGUGAGCGCGCCCGAGUUUGUGUCAACGCAGCAGCAGACCGAUAUGACGCCGUACGACAUGCUGCGGUCGAUCCUCGGGCAGACCAAGUCGGACGACGAGAUCAGCGCGGCGCUUGCGAUGCACGGCUACGACCUCGGGGCCACGGUGGCGGCUAUAAUGGAGACGCAGGUGCAGGAUAAUCUCGCAUUGGCGGCCCAGGCCGAGGAGAACCGCGUGGUGAUUGGGAAGGCGAUGGGCUCUGACGGGCGCCCUGGUACGCCCGGGGGGGAUUCGCAGAGGUCGGGUGUGAUUUGCAAGUUCUACCUGUCGACGGGCCAGUGUUUGCGUGCGGACUGCCGGUUCAGUCACGAUCUGAGCAACCAUAUCUGCAAGUAUUGGGUUGCCGGGAACUGUCUCGCGGGCAGCACCUGCAUCUUCUCCCAUGACCCAUCGCACCUCGUCAACCGGCUGCAGAUAGACGGCUCCGACACGCCGCCCAUGCAGCACGCCACGGUAAAUAUUCAGGAUUACAGCAACUUCCCAACCCUGCAGCCAGGCUCACCCGAGCAGCUUCUGGCCACAACAGGCAGUUAUCCUACGCUAGGGAUCACCCCCCCUCCUGGGUUCAAAGCUCAGCAUGCCCACCCCGAGCGCUCGCGCUCGCGGCCGGGCAGCCGGCAUCAGCAGAAAGAUACACCGUCUGCUCCGUCCCCCGAUGACGCGGACGCGUUUCCGUCUCUUGGCGCUGCGAUAGCAAAGCAGGGCAAGAAGCAUCACGGUAAGCGCGGCGGACACGGCCACAGCCACGGGCCUAACAAGGACACCAACUUUGCGGCCCCGCCCAGCACGUUGGCGGACAUUGUCAAGAUGUCCCCUUCACCGGCGCCGGCUACACCUAGUCGGAGGGUGGCCCGCAACGGCAACUCACCCAAUGUGCGCAACGGCGAGAACAGCGCUGCGGCGCAAGCGAUCCCGAACCCGAAGCAUAUCCCAUGGCUGGAGACGGGCGACAGGGCCAACAAGGCGUACCUGAAGGCGCGGCAGGAGGCCAUCAAGCACGGUGGUCUCCGGAACAAGUUCCUCCAGAGUGCCGCGCAAGCAUGGAACCGCAACGAUGCGCGGGCGGCCAAGGCGCUGAGUCUGCGCGGACAGAGCGAGAACGACCUCAUGCGAAAGGCGCACCGCGAAGCCGCGCAGCAACUAUACGAAGAGCGCAACAAGGACCGGGCGAACUGCCCGGAGAUCUACGUCGACCUGCACGGCCUGCACCCAGAGGAAGCAGUCGAAUACCUCGAGGGCAUCCUAAUGGAGAACGCCAUGGAGAGCCGGCCGAUCUACGCCAUCACGGGCACGGGACACCACAGUAAGAACGGGAAAGACAAGGUCGGCAAGGCAGUGCGCGGGUUCCUGAACGAGUGGCGGUAUGCGUACCGCGAGUUUUCGGUUCCUGGCGACCGGAACAGCACGGGCGGGAUCUUGGGGGUCGACGCGCGCAGCUGGGACCGGUCGCUGUCGCAGGACGGGAAGACCCUGUCGCGGACGCGGGGGUCGGAGGGGGAGAAGGAGAAGGAGGAGGUGGAUAUUCUCUCGCAGGGGGUGGAGAUUGGCGAGGGGAAGGUCAAGUUGCUUGUGAGGGACACGUCGGGGGCCACGACCAAGGAGCCGCCCAAGGGGCCGUCUGGGGGCCGGGGGAGGUGA